CCAGCUCCUCACCUCCUUUGCCCAGGGAAUGCCUUUCCUAUCCUUUGGGCGCUGGGCCUCCGCUCGCCUCUGGCUGCCCUUCUCCGAGUUACGUGGCUGGGUUGUCAGGGGGCGCGUGGCCGGUUUGAGGCCUCCGUCUCAGGCUCCCGAGACAGCCUGUGCCAGACUCGGUGCAGGCCUCCGUCCUUUCCCCAGCGGUACCCCGAAUUCGGCUUUUCCUUGACCCCUGCUGCUGUCUGGUGCCCUCUGCCCCCCAUGGCCGCCAAGUGGUUCAAAGAGUUUCCGUCCAGCCUGAAAACGGUUUCGGAGAGAGCCAAGCCGGGCAGUGCUGCCAAUCUUGGGAAGCUGUGCAGUGCCUCGCGCAAGAGCCUAGGUCCUCCUGAAGCGGGCACAGCGGCUUCUCUGCCCGGGAAGAACCGGAAAAACUCUGCUACUGAGCUGGGCAGCCAGCGGACCCUGCUUCUGCCAGGGAAAGAUGGCGGAAGCGGACGGCUUUCGCGGGACAACCUCCAGGGCCUGCUGCAAGCCGCCGCGGGGAAGAUGCGCAAGAAUUUGCGGGUGGAUGGGGCCCCCGCGGACGAAGCGGCACGGGGGGCACCCAAAGGCAACGCCGGCUGCGGGACCUACAUCAACCGGCUCAUCAAAGUGGAUGCUCACGAGAAAAACGGAAAGAACUACCCUGGGAGCGCCCCGAGUCCCCCCCUGGUCGCAGCUCCUGAGUCAGAGAAGGCUAAACAGGAGACGGUUAUUAUCCUGGAAGAUUACGCUGACCCGUACGAUGCCAAGCGCACCAAGGGUCAGCGAGACGCCGAGAGGCUAGGAGAAAAUGACGGCUAUAUGGAGCCAUACGAUGCCCAGCAGAUGAUCACCGAAAUCCGCAGGCGGGGUUCAAAAGACCCUCUCGUCAAAGCCAUUUUGCUGUUGGAUGAGCCGGUGGAGGCCAAAGGAGACCCCCCUGCUGCUGCUGUUGCUGCUGCUGCUACAAGUACAACUAUUAAGCGCCAAGGGGCCAAACCGCCACAACUCUAUGACACCCCCUACGAACCAGCGGAAGCUGGGCCCAAGCCAGAGGCCCGACUCCCAGAGAAUGACGAGCGGCCGCCAGCUGAGUACGAACAGCCCUGGGAGUGGAAGAAAGAUCAAAUCGUGAAAGCUCUCUCAGUGCAGUUUGACGGGCCAGAGAGGCCCCCAGCGUCCAAGGAUGAUGCUCCAGCACAGCCGCGGCAACAGCAGCAUCGCCGCCAGCGGAGCUGGCCCUCUAAGAUGGUGAAGCCCAUGGCAGUGGCAGAGCCAGACUCAGAGGGGGACUAUGUGGAUCCUUCUCUUGCCUUGGAGAAACAGCCCUGGUUUCACGGCGCCAUCACUCGAACCGAGGCGGAGAGCCGGCUGCAGCCGUGCCGGGAAGCCGGCUACCUGGUCCGCACCAGCGAGACAGCGACCAGCAAGUACUCCAUCGCCCUCAAGACCAGCCAAGGAUGCGUCCACAUCAUCGUGGCCCAGACCAAGGAUCACAAGUACACGCUCGACCAGUCCAGCGGCCUCUUUGACAGCGUCCCUGAGGUGGUGUGCUAUUACUCCAGCGAGAAGCUGCCUUUCAAAGUGGCUGAGCACAUGAUGCUGCGCUACCCAGUCGCUACACCGAGCAAGACCCACUAGCGUCCCCCCUGACCCCCCCAUCCCCAUGUACACACACCUGGAAUCAGAACUGGGAUCUGACUGGAGAAACGCUGGACUGGGGAAGGUAUACCUUUACGCUCGUGAAACAGCCAUGGAUCAGCAGCGGAUCUUCCCCGCAUUCUACCCCUCUCUGCUCAUGGACUCCCUCCCCCCCCCACUUCCCUCCCCCCAAGAUCUCUGGGAUCAGGAUCCUCUGUUUCUCGUGGAUCGGCCCUCCCUCCUUUCCUUCUGCACUGUAAUUUAUGUAUAAAUAAAUUCAUUCUGGCACAGGGCUGGGGGAAA
This is a messenger RNA of Podarcis raffonei (Aeolian wall lizard), 1959 nucleotides long. RefSeq names its product Src homology 2 domain containing E (gene SHE). The transcript is spliced from 6 exons. The annotation marks the transcript as partial. Lineage: Eukaryota; Metazoa; Chordata; Lepidosauria; Squamata; Lacertidae. Gene Ontology annotation, molecular function: phosphotyrosine residue binding. The record is from RefSeq and is a predicted model, not a curated record.